Messenger RNA from Vanrija pseudolonga, 2325 nucleotides. RefSeq lists its product as uncharacterized. The transcript has 4 exons. The coding region runs from base 1 to 2325 and encodes 774 amino acids. The record is from RefSeq and is a predicted model, not a curated record. Lineage: Eukaryota; Fungi; Basidiomycota; Tremellomycetes; Trichosporonales; Trichosporonaceae.
AUGGACGCGUCCGUGACCCCCAUCUACCAGCAGCACACGCGCAAGCCCGACGAGCACCCCCUCGCAAGUGACACACAGCCAGGGAGCGUGUCUGCGCCCCUCAUCAUCGCCGAGCGCAAGCACACCCAUACGCCCCGUCAGCAGAGCAUUGACAAGCCCUUACCCGCUGUCCCCCCUGCCGACAGAGUACUUGAGCCAGAACACACCUUGUCUUCUCCCAUUCUCUCACCAUUCCCUUCUAUCAACAGCAUGCUCGACAUGCCUAAGCCUGCUUCGAGCGACGAGGCGCAGCCUCACCCCCACCAGACCACCGAGUAUCCCAAGGCCCCCACCCCCGAGCCUCUCGUCCCCAUUGUCGAGACGCUCGCCGGUAGCCCCACCAAGGUCGUCUCGCUCGGCGACAGCGCCCCCAUCGUCACCACCUCGUUUGAGGACGUCUCGCCUACCGGCACCUCGUUCGUCGAGGUUGACAAGGCCCCGCAGGCCCCCAAGUCGUCCACCGAGGACGAGGAGCAGCAGGACGGCAACACCGAGGCGGACGAGUCUGCCACGUCGCGUCGCAUCUGGGCCAACAAGGCGCUUGAGAUUGGCGUGACCACCACGACGUCGGCCAACGCGGCUGGCACGGACGCCAAGCUCGACGACGAUGACGAUCGGUCCUACCUCUACGACCGCGAGUUUAUCGGCCUCAUCGCCGACAGUGGGCUGAAGCCCAUCAAGGCGGAGGCUGAGGACGACGCUGAGGCUGACGCCAAGCUCGCCGGUACCUCGUACGUCCGCGGCAAGAUUUCUGCGCAGAUCGACGACGACCUUGAUGGUCACGACGGCAACGGCGUGCUCGACGCCAUCAUCAAGCGUCAGAACCUCAAGCGCGAGGCGCGCGAGCAGGCUGCGGCUGAGGCCUCGGGUGCCGGCGCUGCUGGUGUUGCGGCUGAGGAGGCGGCGGGCGUGGCCAAGGUGACGGACGAGGCGAAGGUUGCUCACGAGGCCGAGGCGGCCGACGAGGACCAGGCGGUCCACAACGUCGAGGCGGUCGUCGAGGACAAGACUGUCGACGACACCGAGGCUCACGGCGAGGCCAAGGCUGUUGACGAGGCCAAGGUUGACGAGGCCGAGCGUGUUGAUGACACCAAGGUGACUCGCGAGGUCAAGAGCGUUGAGGUCGACGAGCCUGCCAAGCACAACACUGCUCCUCCCGCUGUCGACGAGGAGGCUACGGAGCCCGCCACCGUUGAGGCCGCCACCACUCUCGAGGUCCACGCGACCGAGCCUGUUGUCGACAACGAGUCGACCACUGCGUCCAUCAACGACGCCGAGAACAGCACCUCCAACAGCCCCGCCUCGGCCCAUCUCCCCAUCACCCCGGUUACCCUCGCCACCGCCCUCACCCGCGACGACGUCGAGGUCGGUGAGGCUGACGAGCUCCCUGAGAGUGGCGAGCACGACUCGCUCACGGAGGAGCAUGACAAGCGCUCGCUCCUCGAGGUCGACCUUGAGGGCAAGGACGGAGGUGAGGCCUCGGGCCGCGUCACCGACGGCCAGACCGCCUCCGCCGCUCUCGCUGCCACCGCGGCGGUCGCGGUCGCCGCUGCUGUCCCUGUCGUGGCUGCUUCGGCCGUGACCGCCACCCAGGAGGUGGCCGAGGCCCUCAAGGCCAAGGAGACCGCCCCUAUUGUGACGGACUCGCCCCCCGCCGACACGCCCACCGCCCUGGCAACCGAGGCGUCGCUCAUCGUUCCGCAGAACACGCCCGCCGUCACUGACGCCCCGACCACAUUCAUCACCCCGGCCGCUGUCAACAUCGCUGACCUCAACAAGAACGUUCUCGUCAACACCUCGCCCGCGCUCCAGCGCGUCGAGGAGAUGGGUAACCUCAAGCAGGAUCGUCAGGCCACCCCGCCCCCCGCGUACGAGGAACAGGUUGCCACUCCCACCGCGCAUGACGACGACCACCUCACCAUCCGCCCGGCGCGCGAGACCGAUUCUACGCCCACCGCCCAUAUUAUGAUGUCGAUUCCGUCCAUCCGCAGUGUCCCGUCGAUUCGUUCGAUCCGCUCCGUCCGUUCGGAGGUCGCGCCGGAGGAGCACGAGCUCUUCGAGGCCGGUGAGGCUGAUGAGGACACGGCCACCGGCGCGCUGGCCUACUAUGGCACCGUUGCUCCCGACCACGGCUCGCCCGCCGCCGUCGCGUGGGCCGCGGCCACCCGUGAGCGCCAGCGCCGCAAGAUGAAGACUCUCCUUAUGGUCGCUGUCCCCAUCGCCGCUCUUCUCUACUGCGUCGGCGUGCGCGUUCGCAACGCCAAGGAGUCGGCCGCGGCCAUGUAA